UCAUCACUACACCAGCUAACAACUUUGAACGCAUUUCAUUUCUGUGAUCCUUUCUUGCAAUGGCGGCCUCUGCAAUGGCUCUCUCCUCUCCGUCGCUUGCCGGGAAGGCAGUGAAACUCACUCCCUCCUCCUCGGAGAUUGUCGGCAAUGGCAGAGUCAGCAUGAGGAAAUCCGCCGCCAAAUCUGUUUCUUCUGGAAGCCUAUGGUACGGACCUGACCGUGUCAAGUAUUUGGGUCCAUUCUCCGGCGAGUCUCCGUCCUACCUCACCGGGGAGUUCCCCGGUGACUAUGGCUGGGACACUGCCGGACUUUCUGCUGACCCUGAGACCUUCGCCAAGAACCGUGAGCUCGAAGUUAUCCACUCCAGGUGGGCUAUGCUCGGAGCAUUGGGGUGCGUGUUCCCGGAGCUUCUAUCCCGCAACGGCGUGAAGUUUGGGGAAGCGGUGUGGUUCAAGGCAGGUUCACAGAUCUUCAGCGAAGGUGGGCUCGACUACUUGGGGAACCCGAGCUUGAUCCACGCCCAAAGCAUUCUAGCCAUUUGGGCAUCGCAGGUGGUUCUGAUGGGGGCGGUGGAGGGAUACCGUAUUGCGGGUGGGCCAUUGGGGGAGGUGACGGAUCCGAUAUACCCGGGUGGGAGCUUUGACCCGUUGGGACUUGCAGAUGACCCGGAAGCCUUUGCAGAGCUGAAGGUGAAGGAGCUUAAGAAUGGAAGACUGGCCAUGUUCUCCAUGUUUGGCUUCUUCGUUCAGGCCAUCGUGACUGGAAAGGGCCCAUUGGAGAAUCUUGCCGAUCACCUUGCUGACCCAGUCAACAACAAUGCUUGGGCUUACGCCACCAACUUUGUCCCUGGAAAAUAAGCUAUAAUUGUUUGUUCCUAGAGUGCUUUCGAGAACGAAACGACUGCGCUUUGUUAAUUUUAGUUCUCCAUCUUUAAACCAAAAUCAAAUGAAAUAACAUGUGGUUCUAUAUCCAAA
Cucurbita moschata (crookneck pumpkin) is the source of this 974-nucleotide messenger RNA. Its product is annotated as chlorophyll a-b binding protein of LHCII type 1-like. Gene Ontology annotation, biological process: photosynthesis, light harvesting in photosystem I; response to light stimulus. The record is from RefSeq and is a predicted model, not a curated record. The transcript has 2 exons. Lineage: Eukaryota; Viridiplantae; Streptophyta; Magnoliopsida; Cucurbitales; Cucurbitaceae. Gene Ontology annotation, cellular component: plastoglobule; chloroplast thylakoid membrane; chloroplast envelope. Bases 60 to 857 code for a protein of 265 amino acids.